CCCAAAACACUCCUCCCUCCCUCUCCCUCUCUCUCUCUCUCUCUCUCACACACACACACACACACACACACAUCUUCCUCACUGUACAGUCUCUGUAAAAGAAAACCCUUUUUUCCCUUCUCCAUUUCUCACUCAAGCAGAAGCAGCUCUCAAGCAGCCCCAAGAAAUGCCAAAGCGAUCGGUCAGAGCUUCAGCCCUCAACUCUCUUCAAGAGUAGAGAGCCUUGAGGGGGAUAAAAUCAGUCAAAAAUGUUUCAACCCAACAUGUUUGAGAACCACCAUCACUUGCUUGACAUGACUAGCGCGAGAAGCUCCGAGAGCGAAGUGUUGAAGUUGAGAGACAUCGAAGAUUUCGAGACCAAAUCUGGCACUGAAACCAUGGAACCCGACCCUUCAGGUGACGACGUUCAAGAUCCCAACAACGAUGACAACAACAAUAACAAUGGUCAACGCCAGAAGAGAAAGCGUUACCAUCGCCACACUCAGCGUCAAAUCCAAGAGCUUGAAGGUUUCUUCAAGGAGUGCCCUCACCCAGAUGACAAACAAAGAAAGGAACUGAGCCGGGAGCUAGGGUUGGAGCCUUUGCAAGUCAAGUUUUGGUUCCAAAAUAAGCGAACCCAAAUGAAGGCCCAACAUGAACGCCACGAGAAUGCGAUUCUGAAGGCUGAAAAUGAAAAGCUCCGUGCCGAGAACACGAGGUAUAGGGAAGCUCUCAGCACCGCCACCUGCCCUAACUGCGGCGGCCCUGCCGCCCUUGGUGAAAUGUCCUUUGAUGAGCAGCAUCUGAGGAUUGAAAAUGCUCGUUUGAAAGAUGAGAUAGAUAGGAUAUCUGCGAUUGCUUCAAAGUAUGUUGGGAAGCCGUUGGCUUCUAACUACCCUCAUCUUCCUCCUCACAUGUCAUCCCGCUCCCCAGAUCAAUUCCCGGCUCAAUCAGGUUUCGUUGGAGAAAUGUAUGGGGGAAUUGAUCUUAUAAGAUCUGUAUCCAUGCCUUCGGAGGCAGAUAAGCCAUUGAUCAUCGAGCUUGCGGUCGCGGCAAUGGAGGAACUGAUUAGGAUGGCACAAGGAGGAGAACCGUUGUGGAUUCCUGCAGGCAGUGGCCAACCAUCGGAGAUAUUGAAUGAAGAUGAAUAUUUUAGGAUCUUCCCUAGAGGAAUUGGGCCGAAACCUUUAGGGUUCAAAUCGGAAGCUUCGAGAGAAUCGGCAGUGGUUAUUAUGAAUCACAUUAACCUUGUCGAAAUACUCAUGGAUGUGAAUCAAUGGUCAGGUGUUUUUUGUGGCAUUGUCUCAAGAGCAAUGACCAUAGAAGUCCUAUCAACUGGUGUUGCCGGGAAUUACAAUGGUGCAUUGCAAGUGAUGACAGCCGAGUUCCAGGUCCCAUCGCCGCUUGUUCCUUCUCGAGAAAAUUAUUUUGUGAGGUAUUGUAAGCAACACAGCGAUGGAACGUGGGCUGUGGUCGAUGUUUCCUUGGACAAUAUACGAGGGAAUCCCAUAUUACGGAGUCGGAGAAGGCCAUCCGGUUGUUUGAUUCAAGAAUUGCCUAAUGGUUACUCAAAGGUCACAUGGGUCGAACAUGUAGAGGUUGAUGAUAGAGCUGUUCAUAGCAUAUAUAGGCCCCUAGUGAAUUGCGGCCUCGCCUUUGGAGCGAAACGUUGGGUGGCGACACUGGACCGGCAGUGUGAACGUCUCGCGAGCUCAAUGGCCAAUAACAUACCAUCAGGAGAUCUAUUGAUAACGAGCCCAGAAGGAAGGAGGAGCAUGUUGAAAUUGGCUGAGAGGAUGGUGCUUAGCUUCUGUAGCGGUGUCGGUGCUUCAACUGCACAUGCUUGGACAACAUUAUCAGCAGCUGGUUCUGAUAAUAAUGUGAGGGUCAUGACAAGAAAGAGCAUGGAUGAUCCAGGCAGGCCUCCCGGAAUUGUGCUAAGCGCCGCAACUUCCUUCUGGCUCCCGGUUCCCCCCAAACGGGUUUUUGAUUUCCUCCGUGAUGAGAACUCUCGCAAUGAGUGGGAUAUACUUUCAAAUGGGGGACAAGUUCAAGAAAUGGCACAUAUAGCAAAUGGUCGUGACCCUGGCAACAGCGUCUCAUUACUCCGUGUAAACAAUGCAAAUUCGAGCCAGAGCAACAUGCUUAUACUGCAAGAAAGCUGCACAGAUUCUGUGGGGGCAUAUGUGAUCUACGCUCCGGUCGACAUCGUCGCUAUGAACGUCGUACUAAACGGCGGCGACCCCGACUACGUUGCGCUGUUACCCUCAGGUUUUGCCAUACUUCCUGAUGGGCCAGAAUUUGGUGGAGGAAACAUUCUCGAGAUCGGCUCCGGUGGUUCGCUACUGACAGUGGCAUUUCAAAUCCUGGUUGACACUGUACCAUCUGCUAAACUCUCUCUCGGGUCGGUGGCUACUGUGAACAACCUGAUCAAGUGCACUGUCGAAAGAAUCAAGGCGUCAGUGUCGGGUGAUAACCCAUGACCAAAGAAACUACUAUUAUGCAACAAGAGCUGGAGAGAAAGCGAAAGUGAAGAUAUUUUAUCCCAAAAA
Molecule: messenger RNA, 2531 nt
Organism: Syzygium oleosum
Lineage: Eukaryota; Viridiplantae; Streptophyta; Magnoliopsida; Myrtales; Myrtaceae
Product: homeobox-leucine zipper protein MERISTEM L1
Exons: 12
Coding region: 249-2462 (737 amino acids)
Biological process (GO): regulation of DNA-templated transcription
Molecular function (GO): lipid binding; DNA binding; DNA-binding transcription factor activity, RNA polymerase II-specific
Source: RefSeq, a predicted model, not a curated record